GGCGCCGGGCGGAGCGGGGCACACGGCGCGGCCCGGCACAGCGCGGCUCGGCUCGGCACGGCGCAGCUCCUCUCCGCUCUCUCGACAUGGCAUCCAAGUGCCCCAAGUGCGACAAGACCGUGUACUUCGCUGAGAAGGUGUCCUCCUUGGGCAAGGACUGGCACAAGUUCUGUCUGAAGUGUGAGCGCUGCAACAAGACCCUUACCCCAGGCGGGCAUGCUGAGCACGAUGGGAAGCCCUUCUGCCACAAGCCCUGCUAUGCCACGCUGUUCGGCCCCAAAGGGGUGAACAUUGGCGGGGCUGGGUCCUACAUCUAUGAGAAGCCGCAGAUCGAGGGGCAGACUGCUCCAGGGCCCAUCGAGCACCCCGUGAAGGUGGAGGAGAGGAAGGUGAACGCUGCUCCUCCCAAGGGGCCCAGCAAAGCCUCCAGCGUCACCACCUUCACCGGGGAGCCCAACAUGUGCCCACGCUGCGGCAAGAGAGUCUACUUUGCCGAGAAGGUGACUUCCCUGGGGAAGGACUGGCACCGGCCCUGCCUCCGCUGCGAGCGCUGCAGCAAGACCCUGACCCCGGGGGGCCAUGCUGAGCACGAUGGACAGCCCUACUGCCACAAGCCCUGCUAUGGCAUCCUCUUCGGGCCAAAGGGUGUCAACACCGGAGCUGUGGGAAGCUACAUCUACGACAAAGACCCCGAGGCAAAGAACCAGCCCUAGAUGGCAGCCCCCUGCCCGUCCACCUGCUCUGUGCCCCAUACUAACCUGCUCACAGCCAGAGCAGACCCUUGCCAGGCUGGCCACGGAGCUGUGCUCUCUCUGCUGUCUCUACUCUGGGCAGGAUGGCCCUGCCCUCCGGGUUAUAUAUCAUAGUCUUUAAUAUAAGCUUCAGUGUUUAAAGGCAAAGGUAGAAGGUGUUUCUGGUGGUUCCCAAUGCGCUCUGCCCUCCCCAGCCCUCCCACAAGAGCAGGAGGCAGCAGGACAGGUGUGGGGAUGUCACUGUGUGCAGGGGACAGCGGGUGGCACCUGAGGGGCUGAGAGCAGGGGAAGGUGCUGGCAGAAGCCCCACCAUGGGAGGGAACUCCCUGCUGCCCCCCACACCGAGGGUGAUGGAGCCAGGCAGGCAGCCUGUGGCACUUGGAGACAGUGGCUGGUAGUCAAUGCCCAGCCCUGUUCCUCACCAGCUGCUGGGGUACAUGUAAGACCCCAAGGGCUCUGGCCCGUGUAGCAGCACUGCCCUUCUCCUGACCCUUCCCAGGCUCUGUUCCCUGACUCUCAUUCUCCCCAGGCCCCACAGCCUACCCCAGUUGCCUUUGGGGUUGCAGUGUUGGGCACCUCCCCACAUCCCCAUCCUUGCCACCCCCUGUACAUGCCCCGGGGCAGGUGCCCAACCCGCUCUGCCAGCUGGUUUGGGUUGGUGCCACCCCCCUGCACCCCCUUGCAGAGCCCAUGCUGGGGGGCAGCCAGUGGGCACAGCCCCAGGGGGCUGGGCUGGGCAGAGCGCAUUGGGCUGGCGGCUGGGCAGCAGGAUGCCCACCUGCUUCCCACACCCACAGGCUUCUCCUUCCUGGUGUUUAUUUAUAAGCAGUUGUAAAUGUGUCCCUUGCUUUUGGAGAAUGACACGUGCCCCUCAGUCUCACUCCUCUUCCCCUGUGCACCCCCAGCCCUGCUGCUGCCCAGGAGGCUGGCGGGGGCUGGUGCCUGGGACUCCUCAGGACAGUUGAGCCCUGGGGUGCCAGCACUCUGCUCUCUCCAGGCCCCCUGCACUGCUGUGGGGAUGACUUUUGUUAUUUACUGACAAUAAAGGUUUUGAGAGAU
Messenger RNA from Colius striatus (speckled mousebird), 1811 nucleotides. It is a transcript of the gene CRIP2, whose product is annotated as cysteine rich protein 2. The transcript has 8 exons. NCBI's taxonomy places the organism in Eukaryota, Metazoa, Chordata, Aves, Coliiformes, Coliidae. The coding region runs from base 87 to 713 and encodes 208 amino acids. The record is from RefSeq and is a predicted model, not a curated record.